Symbiodinium sp. CCMP2456 is the source of this 759-nucleotide messenger RNA. Lineage: Eukaryota; Dinophyceae; Suessiales; Symbiodiniaceae. The record is from the annotation of a GenBank genome assembly.
GAGGUCGCUCGAGGCUGGUCCUUCAGAAGCUUUCUGAUGGCGGCGGGCCUUCCUUCGCUGAGCUACCUCUUGCAGAAUUUGUGCGUCCAGGUGGCGUAUCAACAGCUGGACGGCAUCGUUUUCAACAUCUUGAACCAGACAAAGAUGCUUUUCACGGCUUUCUUCGUCUACCUGAUUCUUGGAAGGCGGCAGUCCCCCGCGCAGUGCUGCGCGCUUCUGCUCUUGUCCUUCGCUGGUGUCCUCGUGAGCCUCUCGGAGGCAAAGGAGGCAAAGGCCUCCGGCUCGGCGUCGGCGUCGAGCUCUGAGAGCUUUUGGAUGGGCAUCUGUUGCAUCCUGUCUGCAUCCGCACUGUCCGGCUUCGGCGGGGCAGUCUCCGAGUGGGUUCUACAGCGAGAACAGCGCAAUAGCUACCUCUUUAGCUGUGAGAUGGCCGUGCUUGGCUGCUCUGCGAUCUUUGCGGGUCGCUUCUUGAGUAAUCAGCAGGAGGAGGGUCUCUUUGAGCGAUGGACCGGGCGAACCCUCAUCCCGGUCCUGACGCAGGGCUGGGGUGGCAUCGUGGUUGGCCUCAUUGCAAAGACAUCUGGGAGCGUUCGCAAGGGCUUCGCAGUGAUGGUUGGCCUCCUCUUGACCUGCUUGCUGAAGUGGGCGGUGGAGGGCAAAGAACUUAGUUGGUCAGCUGUCGUUGCAGUGCCGCUGGUGGCACUGAGCAUCUACCUGCACGCGCGAUAUCCCCCUCAAGCCUUGGCAAAGAGGUCCUAA